Rasamsonia emersonii CBS 393.64 is the source of this 2568-nucleotide messenger RNA. RefSeq lists its product as uncharacterized. Gene Ontology annotation, biological process: metal ion transport; transmembrane transport. NCBI's taxonomy places the organism in Eukaryota, Fungi, Ascomycota, Eurotiomycetes, Eurotiales, Trichocomaceae. Gene Ontology annotation, cellular component: membrane. The record is from RefSeq and is a predicted model, not a curated record. The coding region runs from base 1 to 2568 and encodes 855 amino acids. The transcript is spliced from 10 exons. Gene Ontology annotation, molecular function: magnesium ion transmembrane transporter activity; cobalt ion binding; magnesium ion binding.
AUGACUAUGAGCGACGACAACGACGCAUCUGCAAAGAAGACUCCUCCAGCUACUGCUACUGCUACUGCUCCAGCUCCGCCCGUCACUGUCACAGAGACGUCCACGUCCACGUCCCCAACGGACGGCGGCACGACACGAGUCGAGGACGAGGACGAGGACGAGGACCAGCAGCAGGGUCAACGCAGCAGCAAGGGCAGGGUUUUCGCGGUGAAAAAGAUGAUUAUACGGACGAUUUUUCUGACAAGAGGCGUAGACAACACCGGCUCUCACAUCCGCAAGGUCACGGCGCAGGAGAUCUACAGUCUUGAUGCGCUGCGGAGGUUCUAUCGCCAUCAUCAUAAUCAGCAGAAUCAUAAUCAGCAAGACGAACCCGCGCUGCGCGUCAUUCACGUUCAGAACGCGCAGUGGGCGACGCAGUUUCUUCUGCGAAAGUUCAACAUUGACAGUAACAGUAACUUCAGCAGCAAGAAUAACCGGAACAAUGAUAAUGACCUGGUCGGGACAGAUUUCGGCCGCUAUGUUCGCUUCAAAAAGCCUGAGCUGCGUGGCGGGAAGCCCUUCCUUAACGGAAAGACGUGGAAGGUGCAGUAUGAUCCCUGGAGGGGGGUCAGUAGGACUUCGUUUGGCCUGGACUAUGUCAAGACGUCUCGGACAAGGGAUCCUGUGACGGCGACGACGGUGACGGAUGAGUCUGAUCGGUUGGUGCGGUUGAAUUCUUAUGAUGAGAAUGAUGAACCCGUCUGCAUACAUGACGUCUACGUGCAGCGCGUGAGCUGCUAUAUCCAGCACAAGAUGGCUGUGUCGGAAAUCCCUCUUGAUGAGAUCGAUAUCAAGGAUCCCUACGUCUACGACGGCGGGACCAAGGACAGCGACAAUGUCAUCGCGAAUGGCGACCUCAAGGACAAGGACAUCCCCCGCCUCGGGACACUCGACAACAGCAACGCGAUCAUCAUCUUCGACAAUUCGCACUCAGGGAGCAUCGAAGACACGCUGAUCGCUGCGCGGCGCGAAUGGGAGUGCCGCUGGCGCCGCCUGCCGUUCCACCUGGCCUUCGAGAGCAGGGACCCCGUCGCCGCCAACGACGAGCAGCUGGCGCUGCAGUGCUGCAAGGCCAUCAUGAGCGACGUGUUCAAGGCCGUCAUCGCGACGUGGGAUGGCUUCCUCGACAAGGCUGUCACGCACGUCAGCAUCCUCGAGGAUAGGAUCUAUGACCAUCCGGCUGACGAGUCGCGCGCGCCGGAGCUGUGGUCCAAUUCGAGUCUGUGGCUGAAGGUCGAGAAGCUGCUGAAUGUGCAUAUUAGUGUGAUGCAUGAUAUGAGGACUCAGCUUCAUGAGUUGACUGAUGACGUCGACCCCGAAGACAACUGGCUAGACGACAUCCCCGGCGAAUUCGACCGCCUGACGAACCUCGUGACGGAAGAUCUGGUCAAACCCACCGAGUCGAUGAUCUCGUUGCUGUACCAGAGCGUGUCGAUCCGGGAUAGUCGACACAGUCUUGAAUUGGGCGUGAGCAUGUGGCGCCUGAGCUGGAUCACGUUCAUCUUUCUUCCCCUGACGUUUAUCGUUGGGUUUUUCGGCAUGAACGUCGACACCUUCGCCAACAACCCCAGCAUCAAAUGGUACUUUGUCGCCGCCAUCCCCUUCAUGAUCGUCGUCCUGGCCGUGUAUUUCCUGAUGAAACGCCUCGCCUCGUCGCGCCACCGCCAGACCCCCUACCAGCGCGCCGUCUACGAGCGCUUCUUCCACGAGAUGGCCCGGACUAACCCGGCGCUGUGGUCGCGGACCGGACCGCGCGACCACGUCGUGCCCAAGGGGCGCAUUGCGCGGCUGAAAUGGGCGCUGAUCCGGUCGUGGCUGCGGCCUGAGAAGACGAUUCGCGUUGCGCAUGACGAUGACGGUGGGAAUAUUCUUACCGGAGGCAUUCUUGCUUGCGGCGACGGUGGUGGCGGCGGGCUAGAUACCAUCUCCCGCAUCAAGCGCUAUCUCUCGCGCCGGUGGACGGAGCAGAUUCAGAGAUCGUUCGUCCUGGACACGGAGAUGGGUCCGAUGAUGACGACGACGAUGGACGAUGACUUGGAUGGAGGAGAGGACCCUGCUAGCGGAGACCACUCAGUCGGAGACGGCCUCGUCGAAGUCGCAGAGAUUCUCGCCGCUCCUGCUGCGCCGGCUGCAGGGCAGCCAGGCAAUACUAAUACCAAUAAUAAUACUGCGAAGCACGAUCCUAGCCGUCUUAGCAUACCUGGCUCUGGACAGCAUAUCAAGCUACUGCAAGGAGAAGCAGCAGCAGCAGCAGCAGCAGUAAUCGACGACCCCAGCAACAUCAACAUCAUCGCAGCAGCAAUACAGCGCCACCAACGCCGAAGUCGAAGCAACAGUUCCGGUCAGCGACGAUGGAGCAGCAGCUCUGCGGGCCGCACCAGCGGGGUGAUGGUCGAGAAGGAAGACGCAGAGUGGUUGCAUGAGCAGGGGAGGCAAGGAUUAUUGUAUGUAUACAUGUAUUACAGUACAGAUGUUACCGUAGUCAACCAGUCGAUUUCUUUACGUUUGAGAAUGAAUGAGAUUGAUUAA